Peronospora matthiolae is the source of this 615-nucleotide messenger RNA. The record is from the annotation of a GenBank genome assembly. Lineage: Eukaryota; Oomycota; Peronosporomycetes; Peronosporales; Peronosporaceae.
AUGAGCACGAAAAGUCGAAAGACGCAGGAAAAGCACUUUUUUACCGACGACUUCCCCGACCACGACUACCACUGCACGACAAAGUCCAGUCACCCGCAGACGCCGCUCUGGCCAAUGUACUUGCCGGUGGAUCCCCGUCGUGUAGCCAUCUUCGAGCGCAGCAAGAACGCCCAACUCGUCGUCUAUACGGCGAACUUCCGGGGCAAAGAAGGGCGAGAGCUGGACCCGAAGAAGCCGCUGGACAUCAACUGGCAGAGCUUCGGCUGGACGGCCCAUCCCACCACGAACGCCGUCGGGAUGAUCGAGCGGCGACUGGCUUGGGGCUACUCGCACAAGGCGGCGGAAGGGGCUUCGGCUCAAGCAGUUGGCACGAGUUACUCGGUCACGCUGAACGCCUUGCCCAGUCGCUCGGCUCUGCUCUACGUGGACGCCAAAGGGCGCGCCAUCCUGCAGGUCACGAUCAACGGGGUGACGUCCCGACUGUGGAAGAUCUACGUGAAAACUGCCACCUCGCAGACGUUCGUGCCCUCGGUGCUCUACGUCGAUCUCUACGGCACGAGCAUCGACGACGACCAAGCCACGUACGAGCGCAUUUCGCUCGUUCAAUUAGAUUAA